ACUAAUUAAUGAUUAACGGGGGUGCUCUGCUUAAUGCUGCCUAAUGAUACUGAAGAGAAGAAGGAGCAAGCAAGGCACAGCAAGAUCCUUUUUGUAGCACUAAACAGUUAAAAGGAAAAUGAACCCCACCUUCUCCUUGUGUUUAUUGCUGGCUGGUUUGUAUACUAUUGCCCAGUGUCAUCAGCAUCCUCGCUACCGCAAUAAGCAGGAUGAUCCUAAAGGGACAUAUUACCCAGGACGCAGUUCUCACGGGGAAGGAGUUUAUCCAGUUAACAAAACCUUUGUCAAACUAGUUCCCAGCAAUGCUGACUUUGCAUUUUCAUUUUACAAGCUGGUCGCAUCUGAAGCAACAGAUCAAAAUAUUUUCUUUUCACCCAUAAGCAUCUCUGCUUCCUUUGCAAUGCUGGCACUUGGUGCCAAGUCAGCGACACUGACGCAGAUUCUGGAAGGGCUUGCCUUUAACCUGAAAAAGACUCAGGAGCAGGAAAUACAUGAAGGCUUUUGCCAACUCCUCCACAUGCUGAACCGUUCAGACAGUGAGCUCCAGCUGAGCCUGGGCAAUGCCCUUUUUAUAGAAGAGACGCUAAAACCACUACAGAAGUUCUUGGAUGAUGUCAAAAGCUUUUAUGAAUCUGAAGUCUUUUCUACUGACUUCAACAACUCCUCUGGUGCUGAGAAUCAGAUCAACAGUUACAUUGAGGAAAAGACAAAUGGGAAAAUUGUUAAACUGGUGGAAAAUCUUGAUCCUCUCACUGCAAUGGUUCUUGUUAACUAUGUCUUCUUUAAAGCCCAUUGGGAGAAACCCUUCAGUACUUCAUAUACAAAACAGGAGGAUUUUUUUGUGGACCAGAAAACAUCUAUAAAAGUUGACAUGAUGUAUCGAAAAGGUUACUACAGAAAUUACUUUGAUGAAGAGCUGUCCUGUUUGCUGGUUCAGAUACCUUACAAUGGAAAUGCUGCAGCAUUAUUUGUUUUGCCCGACGAAGGGAAGAUGAAGCAGGUGGAAGAUGCUCUCUUGAAAAGGACUGUAUCUAAAUGGGAAAAGUUCCUCCAAGACAGAAAAAUACAUCUGCACAUUCCAAAAUUUUCUAUUUCUGGUACCUAUGAUGUGAAAAGGAUAGUCAAACAAGUGGGUAUGAUUGAUCUAUUCACUGAACAAGCUGAUCUGUCAGGGAUUACUGAGGAGCCUGGACUGAUGGUUUCAAAAGUGAUCCACAAAGCCGUGCUGAAUGUUCAUGAGAAUGGCACUGAAGCAGCAGGGGCCACAGUGAAGGAAGUUACCUGGAGAUCUGGCGAUUUUCCUCACCCGCCUCGAGUCAGAUUCAACAGGCCCUUUCUCCUCAUGAUUCUGGAUAAAUACACCCGCACCGUCCUCUUCAUAGGGAAAAUUGUAAACCCUCUGAAAAAUAACUGAUUGACCAGAGGACAUGCACUUACGCACAUUGCUGGCUAAAUUCCCAUGAUCCAGCAAAACAUUUGUGUGUGCAUACCACAAUGUACUAGUGCUCAUCUUUCAAUCAUUAUCCUUAUAUACAUUAUUAAUCCCUGAAAACACAGAAACUAUUUUUCCUUGUCCAAAAGUCACUGGUAUUUCCUCCAGUCUACAGCCAGGUAUAGUUGGUAGUGUUAAUGAAAGACAAGUCACUUUUCACCAGUUUUGUAACAAGCCCUUCCUGACAUGCUCCCAUGGGGUAUUUGAGAUGGUUCAAAGUCUCUGGAUGAUGUAGCUAUUGCUGUACACUCACGGUGUGUGUACAGGAGAGCGGGAGAAGGGAAGCAGGGAAAAGGAGGUGCGAGGUAUAAGUCCUGCCUGUUUAAUCCGCUAACCUUUGAUGACUAGUCUUAAAUGCAGAUUCCCUUACUAUCGAAGUGAAUUUCCAUUAAUUUCUUUGGUUUUUAACCAAGUAUGGCGUGAAGCUGCAGGAUCAGUGACUAGGACACUGGAGGACACGAUGUAAAGGGUUGAUGAGUGCAGCUGGUUUAGCUUGCCUCCCUCUGUCUCCUCCUCAGUGGAAGCCCUUCUCAUGAAGACAAGAAAGUUGUUUUUGAUUUACAAAUAAUGUUUAUUCUACUAAGGAAGGAAGACAUACAAGCAAAAAGACUUUGUUUUAUCUUGCUAAUAUAGCUAUUAUUGCCCUGAGAUAAGUGUGGUGGAGCAGUCCGUGACAUAGCACCAGUUUCCUUUUUAUGGAUUUGUUGUCACUGUCAUUUCUCUUUUCUCCUACUGAUGCCACCUUCGCUAUCACACUUUUCAGCUAGAUUUGUUAGACUGUGGUAGAAAAGAGGAGGAAUGAAAAAUUAUAACUCCAGAGAGUUUGUGUUUCCUCAGUAGGAACAGCAGCUUUCCUAGGGACUGUUAACCUGCUUUAAACUAUCAUAGACACACAUACAAAAUGCAGGUGAUAUUUGAGAAGUCACCUUUCUAAAUGUUAACAGUGGAUUACUGUUACAGAGUAAAAACAUAUUGUGAAUUGACAUUUGUACCUUUUCACUUAAGGUUUCUCGAGUCUAACUUAUUGCUAUUGUGUUGUUUUAUACUGACUCAAUUGAUAGGAUUUUAACAUACCAGCUACACUAGAUAGUUGUGCGGUUAUGAAAGGAAAGAAACACAAAUCAGUAAAUAUUUAAAUUAUUUUAUUAUUUUUUCUUUAAUUUUUUAAACCAACAUCCUUAGCAUGGCUUAUUAAAAUACAGAAAGCCAAUGAAAGCAUUUAAAUUACAGAUUGAUUAAAUCUCUUGCUAUAGAGUAUUUCAAACCAGUAGAAAAAAAUGUAAAAAGCCUCUUAAAAUGUCUGUGAAAAAUAUAACCUAAAAAUUAUGCUGAAUAUUUCUAAAAUAUAAUUGUCUUGAUUGGUUUGGGGAUCUUUAUUUUCUCUGACAUUAAAUUAAUGCUAUCAAUAUUAGUAAAUUGUAGCUGUAAGUAUACAAGUAAGGAAUAUAAGGAAUAACCUUUCCAUGUCUAUCUGCUAGCCAUGUAACACUUGACAUUCACUCUCAAAGCCCUCUUGAAAAUCAUGUAAACCAUUGACAAAAGUUUCUUACUCAUAACUGUAUUUAGUCUGUUCAAUAUUUAGUAACAAACAGUUGGCUUCAUACCUCUAAACAUAAAAGGACUUAGUCUUGGUGCAAUACAGAUAAACCGAUUCUACAGAAGAUCAUUUAAAAGUUCUUGGCAAAUCUCAGGGCUAAUUCAGGACAGCAUGCCAAAGGCCAGCUUUGCAAUGACAAAUGACUCCGUAGGCAAAUACCAAGAGACUUUAUGUUUGUUGUUCCUCACGGACCUCAGAUCAAUAGUCUCUGUUUGUUAGUAGGAAAAAAUAUCUAAAUGAUAUUUUGCCAAUCAGAUCUCACUUUGAGAGGUAACCUUGUUGCUCAACUCAUUUGAAAGUGGGUGGAGAAAAAUCAAGCUGAAUUAAGAACUAGAUAAUGCAAAAAUAUCAUAUUUGUAGGCAGUCAUCUUCAAAUGGGAGUAGGGACCCCAUACAUGCAUCUUGCCUUGGUUUUCUUUCUAUUUUGACGAAAAUCAGGGAAUGCCUCUCGAUGAAAUGUGCAGCAGACAGCAAAUUUAUGCUCUAAAUAAUGGGUACAAAUGGAUUGCACAACCCCACCAAAGCUGAGCCUUAAGGUUGUCACAAAUCCAGUGCAGCCAUGGUUUAUUCAGGACAGUGUUUCUUCUUUCAAUCUGCUGGGUUUUUUGCUUCUUCAUUCCUGGAUUUUUGUUUCUUGGUUUGCUUGCUGACUGAAUUUCGUGACCAAGAAGCCUCAGUGUAACAGAGGAAGGACUUUCCUUCUAGCUAGUCAAGAGUUUCUGCUGCUGUGUGCAAGUACUGUGGUGCGCCACUUCAAUGCAGUGACGUUGCUGGAGGAUGGAGCUGGCCUGAUGAACCACCUGAGGGACAAAAUGCAAAGGACAUCUUCUAACCCAGCCUGCACUGAAUCCUACGCACAAAUCUGUUAUGGGAGUGCAUGCAACUAUGCGUGCACAGGAGCUGCAGCCUCAGCACUGCCUAAGUGGACCCUAAGAGAAAUCUGUGAUGGUAUGGCUGAAAGUAGUCUUCUGUAAAGGCUGUUUUAAGUUAACAGCCAUAGGAGAAGAAUUGCCAGCACAGCAGAAGCUUUGGAACAACACACACCGAGCCGCUAGCUUUCUGAAAUAACGAGAAAAGGAAAAUACGCAUUGUGGGAAUAACAGUAAACUGUGUAUUUGUUGUCAUAACCAGGAAGGAAAUAUCUAAAGAAGUGAAACAAAGUCUAAAAGCAUAAAUAAGGAGCUCAGAAACCAGGAUUAAUCCAUGGUGGAGAGAGAUUUAACCCUUACGUACAAACUAUGUGAAGUUCAAAAGACAUUGUAAGAAAACUAGCAGGAAUUUUGAAUAGUGCUACAGAUCAUAAAAGAAGGAACAAGCAAAAAGAUGCGAAGUGUAUAUGGGUGUGGGGGCAGAGAGGGAAAUAACAUGCUUGAAGUAAAUCAAAGAAAAUAACAUAUUUCAAACAGCCAGUGGUUAGCGCCAAUGCGCAGGUCUGUCAUUGUUCCCAGUGCUGUGCUGUAUCUGCUAGGAAGAAACUAAAGGCAUAUAACAUAAGCAACAGCCUUAAAGGUCAUAGGGUGAAAAGCAAAUUGCAUAUUCUGCUGGAAAGACCUACUAAUGCUCUGUUAAAUGUAAGCACAAAUAAGAACCCAUAUUUUGACAAUGGUAGAAGGCACAGACUGCUUAAUGACAAAAAUCCCUGACAAAGCUGAGGCCUAUAGUUCUGAUGUCAGUGUAUCCUCAUCAAACAGGUGAUAUCAUAGAAUCAUACUAUAAUUUAGGCCCUUUGCAAAGUAAUCACCUUUUAAAUUGUUUUCUAAUGUAUAACAACUAAAUAGUCA
This is a messenger RNA of Harpia harpyja (harpy eagle), 4870 nucleotides long. Its product is annotated as alpha-1-antitrypsin-like. Gene Ontology annotation, molecular function: serine-type endopeptidase inhibitor activity. Bases 119 to 1414 code for a protein of 431 amino acids. NCBI's taxonomy places the organism in Eukaryota, Metazoa, Chordata, Aves, Accipitriformes, Accipitridae. Gene Ontology annotation, biological process: negative regulation of endopeptidase activity. The record is from RefSeq and is a predicted model, not a curated record. The transcript is spliced from 5 exons.